GCGGACAUGUCAUCGCGCCGCACGCGGACAUGUCGUCGCGCCCCACGCGGACAUGUCGUCGUGCUACACACAGACAUCUCGUCGUGCUACACACAGACAUCUCGUCGUGCUACACGCAGACAUGUCGUCGUACUACACGCAGACAUGUCGUCGUGCUACACGCAGACAUGUCGUCGUGCUACACGCAGACAUCUCGUCGUGCUACACACACACAUGUCUGCGUGUAGCACGACGACAUGUCGUCGUGCCACACGCAGACAUGUCGUCGUGCCACACGCAGACAUCUCGUCGUGCCACACGCAGACAUGUCGUCGUGCCACACGCAGACAUGUCGUCGUGCCACACGCAGACAUCUCGUCGUGCCACACGCAGACAUCUCGUCGUGCCACACGCAGACAUCUCGUCGUGCCACACGCAGACAUCUCGUCGUGCCACACGCAGACAUCUCGUCGUGCCACACGCAGACAUCUCGUCGUGCCACACGCAGACAUGUCGUCGUGCCACACGCAGACAUGUCGUCGUGCCACACGCAGACAUCUCGUCGUGCCACACGCAGACAUGUCGUCGUGCCACACGCAGACAUGUCGUCGUGCCACACGCAGACAUCUCGUCGUGCCACACGCAGACAUCUCGUCGUGCCACACGCAGACAUGUCGUCGUGCCACACGCAGACAUGUCGUCGUGCCACACGCAGACAUCUCGUCGUGCCACACGCAGACAUGUCGUCGUGCCACACGCAGACAUCUCGUCGUGCCACACGCAGACAUGUCGUCGUGCCACACGCAGACAUGUCGUCGUGCCACACGCAGACAUCUCGUCGUGCCACACGCAGACAUCUCGUCGUGCCACACGCAGACAUCUCGUCGUGCCACACGCAGACAUCUCGUCGUGCCACACGCAGACAUGUCGUCGUGCCACACGCAGACAUGUCGUCGUGCCACACACAGACAUCUCGUCGUGCCACACACAGACAUGUCGUCGUGCUACACGCAGACAUGUCGUCGUGCUACACGCAGACAUCUCGUCGUGCCACACGCAGACAUCUCGUCGUGCCACACGCAGACAUGUCGUCGUGCUACACGCAGACAUCUCGUCGUGCCACACGCAGACAUCUCGUCGUGCCACACGCAGACAUGUCGUCGUGCCACACACAGACAUCUCGUCGUGCCACACACAGACAUCUCGUCGUGCCACACACAGACAUCUCGUCGUGCCACACUCAGACAUCUCGUCGUGCCACACGCAGACAUGUCGUCGUGCCACACGCAGACAUCUCGUCGUGCCACACGCAGACAUCUCGUCGUGCCACACACAGACAUCUCGUCGUGCCACACGCAGACAUCUCGUCGUGCCACACGCAGACAUCUCGUCGUGCCACACGCAGACAUGUCGUCGUGCUACACGCAGACAUCUCGUCGUGCCACACGCAGACAUCUCGUCGUGCCACACGCAGACAUGUCGUUGUGCCACACGCAGACAUCUCGUCGUGGAAGUGAAACCGUAAGAAAUGUGGAAAAUAUCUUCUGGUAUUAUUGAUUUCUUUGUUUUGUGAAAAGAGUAAGAAAAAGAGGUUAAACUGGUUCUGAGGAGAUGGUGGGACGGCGUGUGGAAAAGAGACCUGAGAGAUCUUUAGAAGUGGAACACAACAGAGGACUAUAAUCAUCUUAAACUUUGGUUAUCAGUGUUUCUGAUAAAGCACUUCUUGUUGGAUGGAGCUUCUCGUCAUGCAGGAGAAACGGCUGCCACACGGCAUGCAUAGAGAGGUGCAUCAUGGGAAGACUUCACACAGCCGGCAGGUCGUCGUUAGCUGCCGGCGGCGCGCUGCAGCUAACAUCACU
Messenger RNA from Trematomus bernacchii (emerald rockcod), 1838 nucleotides. RefSeq lists its product as uncharacterized. Lineage: Eukaryota; Metazoa; Chordata; Actinopteri; Perciformes; Nototheniidae. The record is from RefSeq and is a predicted model, not a curated record. The transcript is spliced from 2 exons. Bases 237 to 1496 code for a protein of 419 amino acids.